Messenger RNA from Anopheles marshallii, 435 nucleotides. Its product is annotated as golgin subfamily A member 7. Gene Ontology annotation, biological process: peptidyl-L-cysteine S-palmitoylation; protein targeting to membrane. The record is from RefSeq and is a predicted model, not a curated record. Gene Ontology annotation, cellular component: palmitoyltransferase complex. The transcript has 3 exons. Bases 1 to 435 code for a protein of 144 amino acids. NCBI's taxonomy places the organism in Eukaryota, Metazoa, Arthropoda, Insecta, Diptera, Culicidae.
AUGGCCACUGUACGAAUGUCUCAGCCGGGCACACCGGCCACCACCCAGCCAAACUACAUGAAAGUAUUCAUCCAGCGGGAUUACAGUGAAGGCACUUCGGUAAAGUUCCAGAACCGCUUUCCCCCCGAGCUGGAGAGUAGGAUCGAUAGACACACCUUCGAGAGCACCAUGAACAAAUUGAACGAAUAUUUCGCGGAGGCAGAGAAAGGUUCUUGCAGCACAUAUUGCGAGGGAUGUCUGGCCUGUAUUACAGCUUACUUGAUUUACAUAUGCACGGAAACACACUACGAAAAGUGUCUCCGGAAGGUGUCAAAGUACAUCGCAAUGCAAAACGAACGGGUAUACAAUCCAAAAGGGCUGCAAAUCACGGACCCGGUGUAUCGCGGGCUGCGUGUAAUAGAAAUUUCCAUCCUAGAUCGACCCGGGCGCACGUGA